Messenger RNA from Phanerochaete carnosa HHB-10118-sp, 264 nucleotides. RefSeq lists its product as uncharacterized. Lineage: Eukaryota; Fungi; Basidiomycota; Agaricomycetes; Polyporales; Phanerochaetaceae. The annotation marks the transcript as partial. The record is from RefSeq and is a predicted model, not a curated record. The transcript is spliced from 2 exons. Gene Ontology annotation, molecular function: heme binding; oxidoreductase activity, acting on paired donors, with incorporation or reduction of molecular oxygen; monooxygenase activity.
CUCUGUGGUCUGCCAAACGAGAGCUUGCUUUGGAGAAACAUGGGGGCUAUACAGAGGGAAGAAGACUCAGUGCCUCAGAACCAAUGGAUUCAACAAUAUGGGCACACGAUUGCUUACUGCAGACUCUUUAGCAUGCAUCGCCUCUGGACAAUGGACACCCGUGUGCUGAACCAUAUCAUGGUGCACCACACCAUCUACCAGCGUCCUUUUCCCAUCAGAUAUAUGCUAUCGCGCGCCGUAGGUCCUGGUGUCCUUGUGACCAAA